GGAGUUGAUCUGCGUUGUUGUGUUGUGGAUCAUCCGUCCGAGAAGAACGGUCUUCAUCGGGUUUCCUCAACCAACAGUGACACGUUUUUGACCACAUUUCAAAGAACUACGGCGGCUGAAUUGAAGAAAGCUGGUCACAAAGGCAAAAAAGAUCAGUACGCGAAAACCCUGGUCACCAUGGAUCCCAGUACACAUAGUAUGCUCCAGUUUGUGACUCAAGGUGAGAUUGAUCCGAAUGAAUUGCAUUUGGGGGAAGCGGAUACGGCCGUGUACGAAAAAUUGGCCAAUAUGGAUGAACUUGAACCUAAUUGGUACUGUUCACUGCAGCUGUGGCUCGAUUAUCGUGUGCUCGAAUACCACUAUCACCCACAUACACUGUUGCAAAUGUAUGUGCCAAGGCAGACUUGGAUCAAUCGCAGUCUUCGUCUGAAAUAUCGAUAUCUUUAUCGUUGA
This is a messenger RNA of Echinostoma caproni, 453 nucleotides long. Lineage: Eukaryota; Metazoa; Platyhelminthes; Trematoda; Plagiorchiida; Echinostomatidae. The record is from the annotation of a GenBank genome assembly.